AUGAACGCCUUAUCUUACAUCACAAAUCAUGUGCAACUACCAUUCAGCAAACUGCGAGAUAAUAACAAAGUUAAAGCGAAUAUUGUACCUGAAAAUAUCGUAGGCAAAAAGGAUUGGAGUUCUAUCUCGAAUGAUCAGAAAGGGACAAUCACAAGAGAAAAUGCCUCUCCAGAAAAAGGGCUUUCGAGUGUCAAAGAUGCACACAAUCAGAAUGUAGAAGGUGCCAUACACAUAAAGCAACAAAUACCACGAAAAAGAAUCACUAUCUUAUCAGUUUUUGAAAAGUUCAACCUUUUUUCUUUGCUAGCGAACAUUAUUCUUUUUGUACCAAGAUAUUUAUUCCUAAACCCACUUAUAUAUGUGUGGUUCAUCCUAACAUUACCUCUUACCUUGGUGGAACGAGGAAUUAAGUUAAGAGAUCGUAAAAAGAAAGCAGAACUUCGGGGAAACUUUGGAGAAAGUUCUGAAUUAUCACCCCUGCGUUCUAUAUCUGAAGUGGGAGAAGAAGAUCUCUCCACCAGUGAUGAAUUUUUCCUACAGCGAGACACUAUCAAAGGUUCUCUACUAAGGGCAAGUUCUGACAAGCCACCAGUCUUUCAACGAUAUAAAUCUACCAUUAAACAAGACCAUGAGGCUAUGAAUACUAACAUUUUUGGGACAAAGAAAAUGGGUCGAUUCUUAUUCCCAAAGAAAUUAAUACCUAGAUCCAUUUUGUGUAAUGAGAGAAAAAAGACACUCGUAGUAGAUUUAGAUGAAACUCUUAUUCAUUCAGUCUCAAGAGGUACAACGCAUGUAAAUUCCUCACAGGGUCACCUUGUAGAGGUUAAGUUUUCAAUAAACGGCAUUUCCACCUUAUAUUAUGUUCACAAAAGACCUUUUUGUGAUCUAUUUUUGAGUAAGGUUAGUAAAUGGUAUAAUAUCGUCAUAUUCACUGCUUCAAUGAAAGAGUAUGCUGAUCCGGUAAUCGAUUGGUUGGAAGGCUCAUUUCAGGGAAAUUUUGCCAAGAGGCUCUAUAGGCAUAACUGUUUGUUGAGAGAUGGUGUCGGUUACAUAAAAGACUUGAGUGUUUUGGUGAACGCAAAUCAUGCACAAGAUAAUAAGACAUUCCUGCCGGUUGAAGGGCUUCAUGAAGUGAUUAUAAUAGAUAACAGUCCAGUAAGCUACGCUUUAAAUGUUGACAACGCUAUCCAAGUAGAAGGCUGGAUCAGUGAUCCAACGGAUACUGAUUUGCUUAAUUUACUCCCAAUUUUGGAGGCUCUAAGAUAUACGACGGAUGUAAGAAACGUACUGGCUUUAAAAAAUGGUGAGAAAAUGUUUGAAAAUGUUUAA
Molecule: messenger RNA, 1329 nt
Organism: Kazachstania africana CBS 2517
Lineage: Eukaryota; Fungi; Ascomycota; Saccharomycetes; Saccharomycetales; Saccharomycetaceae
Gene: NEM1
Product: Nem1-Spo7 phosphatase catalytic subunit NEM1
Exons: 1
Coding region: 1-1329 (442 amino acids)
Molecular function (GO): protein serine/threonine phosphatase activity
Source: RefSeq, a predicted model, not a curated record